CAAGCAUUUCGCUACACUCGCAUUAACAUCUGCUAACCAUGUGUAUGUGACAAAUAAAAUUUGAUUUGAUUUGAAGUGAACUCUGUCAAGAGAAAAUCACCAUAGGACAGGAAUAUUUUUUUUAAACUAAGAAGGCAGAGGUAAAUUACCUCCCACCCCACCCUGCUGGAGAAACAGAUGAGACUCUGGAGAGGGAGUGAGUGGAGCUACUGGGAGAAGUACAAAUAUGUGACAACUACAACAUUGUGAGUGCCAAAAUGUCGUUCAGGCCCUUCCUGUGAAGGACUUCAAAGAAAGAUGGCCAGCCCUGUUUGAGCUCACUCAGCAUGUGAUGAACUUGUUCACUGGGAAGGAUCUGCACCAGAAAAUAACACAUGGGAUCUGCAUCAAAGGAGCAGAGUUCCUGGCAGCAAUGCUCAGGAGCCUCAGGACUGUCAGGAGCCUCGGGACUGUCAGGAGCCUCGGGACUGUCAGGAGCCUCAGGACUGUCAGGAGCCUCAAGACUGUCAGGAGCCUCAGGACCCGGAUGAUUCACAAAGAAUCAAACAGAACAGAAAAAGGAUGAUCAUUACAGGAGCAGCAGCAACAGUGGGAGCAGCUGCGGCAGUGGUGGGGGCACCAGUUGCCCUGGGAGUGGCAGGUUUGACUACUGUUGGGGUUGCUGCUGGAGCAACUGCAGGGGGCGCCGCAAUAGGAACAGGUACAAUUGCUGCAGCAGCAACAGCAACAGUGGGAGCAGUUGCGGCAGUGGCAAUGGCACCAGUUGUCCUAGGAGCGAUAGGAUUCACUGCUGGUGGGAUUGCUGCUGGAUCAUAUGCAGCAAGCAUGAUGUCUGCAGCGGCCGUGGUAAAUGGAGGUGGGAUAGCAGCCGGGGGUCUUGUUGCUGUUCUACAAUCAGCAGGUGCUGCAGGGCUUUCAGGAGUGGCUACAGCGGCGGUGGGGGGUGUUGCAGCUGCAGUUAGUGGAGCCGUGGGAUGGGUGGCCGCAGGAGCAGGGUUCUCAGGAGCGGCAGCAGCUACUACAGCAGCUACGGCAGGUGCUGCAGGGCUCUCUGCAACAGCUACAGCAGCCGUGGGAGGUGUUGGAGCAGCAGUUGGGGGAACAGCAGGAUGGCUGGCCUCAAGGACUAGGACACCUGAAGAGGAAGAAGAGACAGGAGCAGCUACAGCAGCUGCUGCAGGAGGUGCUGCAGGGCUUUCAGGAGAGGCUACAGAGGCUGUGGGAGGUGUUAGAGCAGCAGUUGGUGGAGCGUCUAAAAGGGAGGGAGGAGUCGAGGAGAGAGAGCUUUCAGGAGCGACUACAGCAGCUGCAGAAGGUGCUGCAGGGCUUUCAGGAGUGGCUACAGCGGCUGUGGGUGGUGUUAGAACAACAGUUGGUGGAGCGGCGGGAUGGCUGUUCUCAAGAAUCAGGACGUCUAAAAAGGAGGGAGGAGAGUAAAGAGGGAAGAGAGAGGAUGAGAAGAGGGCCCUUUACAUAAAAACUGAUUGAUGUUAUGAAUGUUUUUUUUGUUGCUCCUUAAUAUAUUUUUUUCAUUGUUCAUGUUUAUUUCAGAUUUUUUAGUUUAUUUUAGUAAAUAUUUUCUUUAUAAAAAAACAUGAGCAGGUGCACACCCAGAGUAAUAGUUUGUGUGGAGGUGCUGACUAACGGCGAAUAAACUAUAAACUAUCAAAAUAAAGUUGCACUCUCCAUGUAUAAACUCCCAGCAAUUUAAUUGGUAUUUACCAACGUUUUGGCAUCACUGUGCCUUCCUCAGUGUCUGAGUUUAUAGUAAAUGUUUUCUCAACACUGUUUUUUCUUGGUUAAAAACUUCUUAGAUUUAUUUUUUAAGGGCUUGUAAGUAAGCAUUUCACUGUAAGGUCUACCCACACCUGUUGUAUUUGGUGCAUGUGACAAAUAACACUUGAUUUGCAUGAUUUCAUAAUGGUGUUAUGAGUGCAUAUGUAAACCCCCUUUUGGUGUUGCCAAAACACAUACGGGUAUAUACCCACUCAACAUGUAUUGCAAACAGAUGCAUGCACAUCCACUCAGAGGAACACUUAUGCAUGUGACAAAAUAAUUAACACACAUACUUUCAAAAUAGAAGUCUAUUGUAUAAUGGAAACAUGUUUUUUUAGUUGUCACCAUAUCCAGCCCUUUGACACACCAAACACAUAACAGGUGUGUAAUGCGCUUUGCAGGUGUGGUUCCCUUGUACAUGCUGAAUAAAUGUAAUCCAACCACAGAAAACCCUCCUACUUCCUGGCGAACAGAUUUUCCGGUGGAGUUUCAUUCAAAGUAGUUUUCAGUACAUUUAUUUCUAAAGACAUUCCUUCAAAUUUGGUGUAAAGUACCUUUUAAGUUGAAUUUUCUCAACAGACUCACUAGAAUAUAUGGAGAGAAUGUUCAGAAUAUUAGAGAUCAAUGAAAGAAAGUAAUUUAAAUACGUGCAUAUUCGUCUCAUUUCAGCACUAAUUAAAAAAUACUCUGAUCUUGUAUAUUAUUUAGGGUUCAAAAAGAAUUUAUGAAUAAAAAAACAGGUUUGGAAAGCCUUUACUUAGAGAAUAUAUUGAUGAAUCAAAAAUACGGUGGUUUGAUUCAUCCUGAAAGUUGACAUAUUCAAUUGGUCAAUUCAUGAAAUAUUGGAAGGUGAGAAAAGUGUACAAUAGGGGUUGAACAGUAGUCCUAUAAAUCUACCCUAUCAAUCGUCACUAAUCACGGAUGACAACGAUCCAGUAGUGAACCGUGCGCCAGACUCAAGGUUUAAACUGCUAGGUAUGGUCAAGAUUCAAAUACGCCACAUGCCCUUAAUUAUUGCACAACAUGUAAUACGUUAGCGUAAUAUGAUUCACUAUUGCUAGCAAUCCUAAGGAACAACCACACAAACGUGACAGAGGAAAGAAAUAACAAUGGAAUGGAAUUAUGAGUGGCGUCAUUAGGCCUAGGUUUCCUAGGUUUCCUCUUUCCAAGAGGUUUUUGUUCCAGAAAGAAAUGAUGUUUUUCUGACUGAACCACAUAUCUUUUGACAGUAACGCAGUGUCCCGCUUUGGACUGAAGCUGAACCUUACAACAUUAUAUUUAACCCUGUUUAAAAUUAGCAAUGUUGAGGUGGUAGAACUGACCAAACGAAAUGAAUCGUAGACAUAAUAUAACCUAUUCCAUUCUACAGAUUAACAUGCUUGGCUUAUGUCUGUUAUUUCCAUAUAGGCUAUGUAAAUAUUUGUUUAAAAAAAUAAUAAUAAAAAGUGAAUUUAUUUCAUUGA
This is a messenger RNA of Salvelinus namaycush (lake trout), 3239 nucleotides long. RefSeq names its product interferon alpha-inducible protein 27-like protein 2B. The transcript is spliced from 11 exons. Gene Ontology annotation, cellular component: mitochondrion; membrane. Gene Ontology annotation, biological process: apoptotic signaling pathway. The record is from RefSeq and is a predicted model, not a curated record. NCBI's taxonomy places the organism in Eukaryota, Metazoa, Chordata, Actinopteri, Salmoniformes, Salmonidae. The coding region runs from base 562 to 1437 and encodes 291 amino acids.